AUGGGGAAGCACAAGCACUCGAAAGACAAGCUCUACGUGGUGCAGAGCGAGUAUGCGGCUGACUGGGGCGGCUACAAGGCGAAGGCGCUGCAGCUGCCCUACAAGGCACUCCCCUUCUACUGCUGCGGCCUCUCCCUGAGGCCUUUUGAGGACGCUGUCUGCACUGCUGAGGGCGUCGUGUUUGAUCCCGCGAACAUUCUGCCGUACAUCAAGCGCUACCGGCGAAAUCCUGUGAACGGCAAGCCGCUCGCGGCUGGCGACCUCGUGCCUCUCAAGUUCCACAAAAACGACGAAGGCAAGUUCCACUGCCCCGUGACGUACAAAGUCUUCAACCAACACACGCACAUCGUCGCAAACCGCAAGUCGGGUCACGUCUACAGCUACGAGGCCAUCGAGAACCUGUGCAAGAAAGCAAAAAACUGGAACGACCUCCUCACCGGCGAGCCCUUCUCGCACUCAGACAUCAUCCACAUCCAGAACCCCGCAGACGCCAAGACGCGCUACAUCGAGGGAUUUUACCACGUGCGCGAAGGGCAGGAUGCCGAGGUGGCGGCCAAGGGCGUGCCGGCGGAGAAGGACAGCAUGAAGCCCGCGACGAAGAAGACGGAGUGGAUGGAGCGGAUUCUCGCAGAGGCCGGCGAGAAGGAGGAGGCGCGGAAGGCUGCGCACAACAAGCUCAUCCCCAACAUGUAUGCGGACGGGCAAGGCGAGACUGCAAAGGCGGCGGACGCGACAAACGUGGGCUCAGACGCGCCUCAAGCCGCCAAAAUAGAGGAAAAACACAGCAUCUACACUACGCACAGAAUGGCGGCGGGCUUUACGUCGACGAUUGUUCAAGGCAGCUCGAAGCAGGAGUACCGCGAACUGACAGAGCGGGAACGCAUGCAGCCCUUCUACGACAGAUGCAGAAACCUCAAGAAAAAGGGAUACGUCCGCAUCGUCACGACGCAGGGGAACCUGAACCUUGAGCUGCACGCCGACAUGGCGCCGCGGGCCUGCGACAGUUUCCUCCGGCACUGCGCCUCGAAGUACUACGAAGACACGAUCUUCCAUCGCUGCAUUCGCAACUUCAUGAUUCAAGGCGGACGGGCAGAACUUCGCGAACCGUCCACGAAGGCGGGUCGGAAUGUCAGUUCGCGCUCCAUCAGCGGUUUCCCAGGCGGCGCGCCCUUCGAAAACGAGUUCGACUCGCGCCUUGUUCAUCAAGGCAUUGGCGUGGUCGCCAUGGCCAACGACGGCAGCAAGCGCUCAAAUCUGUCAGAGUUCUUCAUCACUUUCAAGUCGUGUGAGCACCUCAACAACAAGCAUACCAUCUUCGGAAGAGUGGUCGGAGGCUUGGACGUGCUGCGGCGCUGGGAGAACUUGGAGACUGACAAGAAGGACAAGCCCCUCAACCCCCGAAGGUGA
Besnoitia besnoiti is the source of this 1407-nucleotide messenger RNA. RefSeq names its product peptidyl-prolyl cis-trans isomerase, cyclophilin-type domain-containing protein. Gene Ontology annotation, molecular function: peptidyl-prolyl cis-trans isomerase activity; ubiquitin-ubiquitin ligase activity. The coding region runs from base 1 to 1407 and encodes 468 amino acids. Gene Ontology annotation, cellular component: catalytic step 2 spliceosome. The transcript is spliced from 8 exons. The record is from RefSeq and is a predicted model, not a curated record. NCBI's taxonomy places the organism in Eukaryota, Apicomplexa, Conoidasida, Eucoccidiorida, Sarcocystidae. Gene Ontology annotation, biological process: protein peptidyl-prolyl isomerization; protein polyubiquitination.